AUGAGUUUCACGGGUUCGUUAGUGUUGGCUGGUGUUGGCGGUUUGGUGUACAAGUUCACUGGGGGCCAAUCGUACGAGAAGCUUCCAGCUGUCACUAUUCCCUUCAAUGAGUACUCAGACAAGGUCUACAAAAAACACUUCACAAAGGUAGUGGGCCGUACCAAGUACAUCUUGAUGAACUUCUUCAAGGAUGCGUUCACUGGUGGCGCCUUCAUAUACCCUUUUAGGGGGUUUUUGGAGUUUAACGCCAACAAGAGCAGCUAUUCGACCACAAUGCUGAGUGUUUUAUCGAGCUACUUAGUAAUGUUUGCGCUGGUGAGCUUUGUUUAUUGGGCCACCAUCACGCCAAUGUACACGGCAUUUUUGAUUGUGCUGGGUCCCAUUGGUCUCUUCAUUGCCAUUUUGCACUCUUUUUUGCAAGCUAACGUAUUCACUUUGUUGUUUAUGAGACUGAGCCACUUCAACAACCAUUUGGUGGAGGUUUGCCUAAAAAAGAAGGGCCUACAGCAAGAUUCCCACCUGGGGAAGCCAAUCAAGUACUAUGUGCCUAUUAAUUCGGUGUAUUUCUGGGCUUAUUAUUUCCCCUUUAAGUUGGUAAAGUACAUCCUGGGGCUAGUGGUUCUUCUGGCUCUCUUAUCCGUAUCAUUUUUCCCACUGGUGGGGCCCGUGCUUUUCCAUGUUUUGAUUUCUCCUUUCAUUGCCCAAAUUUACUUUUCAAAAGUUUUACGUUUACAAAAUUUCAACAACCUACAGAGACGUGAAAACAUUUAUCUUCAUGCAGGCCAAUAUGCCUCGUUUGGAUUGUUGGCAGGGUUGAUAGAGUCUGUGCCAGUUUUGGCAGGAUUUGCCAUCUCCACAAAUACCAUUGGUAGUGUUUUAUUGAACAUUGAUUAUCCGAUGGUUCCGGAAAUCGUAACCGUCGUUGAAACUAAUAUUGAAAUUGAAACAGUACCCCAGGAGACCAAUGAACAGGUAAAUUAUUAA
Molecule: messenger RNA, 984 nt
Organism: Saccharomyces eubayanus
Lineage: Eukaryota; Fungi; Ascomycota; Saccharomycetes; Saccharomycetales; Saccharomycetaceae
Gene: LDS1
Product: Lds1p
Exons: 1
Coding region: 1-984 (327 amino acids)
Cellular component (GO): prospore membrane; lipid droplet; ascospore wall
Source: RefSeq, a predicted model, not a curated record